AGAUUGUAAAGUUAACCGAUUGUGAACCAUAUAAAUUUACUUGUACAUGUCUAUUAGAUGGUUGGACUGCUACUGAAAAUAAGUCUAUAUCAGCAAGGAAAGCACAAAAUGCUGCUGCUCAAUCAAUGCUUAAUAAUAUACAUCACAUUGAGAAUAAAUGUUCCACAGUUCCAUGUUAUGAUCAACAGCAUGAUGUUGUUACAUCAAAAUCUGUUCAUAAACAAAAAUAUAAACCGUGUAAAAUCAAAUUACAAUUGAAUCAGGAUCGUGCCUUAGAUGAAUCAGUUCAUCCUGUCUGUAGAUUGGAAUGUUUUAGAAUUGUGAAAAAUUUGGAUAAAGUAAAAUAUAUUCUCUUAAAUGAUCAGCUACCGAAUGAAGGACAUACAUCUUUAGUACCCAAUCGUCCGCCAUUCAUUUAUCAGCUUGAGUUCUCAAACGUGUGUAUUCAAGGUCCUAAAGCGAAUAAUAAACGUUUGGCAAAACGACUUGCUGCUGAAUUACUCCUUACUAGAUUGGGCUUGUCUAGUGAAAAACCAUCUAAUGUCAAGAGUGUUCUUCGAAACAAAGUUAUUGAAUCACCUAACAGUAGCACUAAUACUAUUAGAAGUGUUUCAGAAAAUCCGUCCUAUGAUUGCACUGUGUCAGAAAUGUCCAAUAGUACACAUAAACCAUUAUCUCCUGUAGAAAAAUCAGAUGAUCCAUCACAGGACAAUAUUUCUAACGAGGAACAUCAUGUUAAUUUCAGUUGUACCAGUGAUAUUCUUUUAUUUGAUGAAGAAUCAAUAGACCGUGUUUUGUUACGUAAAAGAUUUACUCGUCCCUUAAGAAGGUAAAU
Messenger RNA from Schistosoma turkestanicum, 835 nucleotides. NCBI's taxonomy places the organism in Eukaryota, Metazoa, Platyhelminthes, Trematoda, Strigeidida, Schistosomatidae. The record is from the annotation of a GenBank genome assembly.